Molecule: messenger RNA, 1354 nt
Organism: Zerene cesonia (dogface butterfly)
Lineage: Eukaryota; Metazoa; Arthropoda; Insecta; Lepidoptera; Pieridae
Product: lysocardiolipin acyltransferase 1-like
Exons: 7
Coding region: 48-1217 (389 amino acids)
Cellular component (GO): endomembrane system
Molecular function (GO): acyltransferase activity
Source: RefSeq, a predicted model, not a curated record
AAUCCACCGACGGACUUCCUAAGGUUUCCAUAACGUCCCGUCAGUUAAUGCCUGCCGCCAUGGCAGCGGGCCUGCUUAUUUGUGCUGCUUGGUAUUACACCAUUCUUGCUGGAUUUUAUAUUCUGUACUGUCCUGUUAUGUACUUAAUGUUCAUCAAUCAAGUAAUAUAUAGGAAAAUCGUCGAUCUUUUAUUCGCUUUGUGGGAGCUGUAUCCAGUAGCGUUAUUCCAGUGGCUAUGCGGUACUACACUGCAUUAUUAUGGCGAUUAUGUGAAUCCAAACGAAACGACUAUAAUUGUAAUGAAUCAUAGAACGAGAGUUGAUUGGAAUUACGUAUGGAUUGCUUUGUAUCACGCGACACUAAACCCUAACUAUCCCGAGUGCAUAUGUAAAGAAACUGAUGCUAUAGAAGAAUUAAGUAUUUUAGACAUGAUGACAGGUGGAAAGUCGAGGAUAAAAAUUGUAUUAAAGGACGAAAUUAAAUCGGUCCCUGGUAUGGGCUGGAUUAUGCAAUUGAACUUCUUCCUUUACGUCAAAAGAAAUUGGCAAGAGGAUCAGAUAAACAUGUCGCAGUAUGUAGAGUACUACAAGAAGCUCCAAUACAACCAACGUAUCGUCCUAUUUCCAGAAGGAACCGAUUUGAGUGAGGAGAACAAACGGAAAAGUGAGAGAUACGCAAUCACAAAACAAUUGCCGAUAUAUGAAUUCGUUCUACAUCCCCGAACCACUGGCUGGUCCUCACUGUGUACGAGUUUGCGCGACUCCGGCCUCAAGUCAGUUUAUGACGUCACAGUUGCCUAUGAUAGACCUGCGCAAAAUGAAUUGGAUUUGCUGCGAGGAAAGAUACCAAGACACGUGUAUUUUUGUUUUAAACGGUAUUCCAUUGAAGAACUCCCUAGGGAUGAAGAACAUUUAAAAACGUGGCUAAUGAAUCGAUGGACCGAAAAAAAUGCUUGCUUACAAAAAUUUCACCAUGAAGGUACUUUUACCGAAUUUGCAACAAACAGACCGGUACCGGAAAGAAGUCCCAGGUCUUUAACGGUUGCAAAAAUAGGCUUCGUAUUCUGGACUGUCAUAGAUAUGCUAUUUAUUUACGGUUUAUGUUAUAGCAUUGUCUUUAGAUUUUGGGUGUUAUAUCAUUCGCUUUUGUUCAUCCUUGUCACAAAAUAUUUUGAUGGUUUUCAGAAAAUUCAGUAUAGACUAUUGAAUAGAUCGUAAAAAUAAUUUUAAGUAUUUAAACAAUAAAUAGCAUCCACUUAGCAUAAUGUCGAGAAUUUUUAAAUAAUAUCAUAUUACUGUGAAUUCUCAGCGAUGCCAAAUUGUAAAUGUGAGUAUUAAAUUAUUUGUGUGACAAA